CGGUCCUGCGGCCGGCUGCAGUGCUCUACAGUGCACCUGGACCCGGGACGCAGUACCCCGCGGAGGAGGGCGCAGGGACGCGACGAUGGCUCCGCGGGGACUCCCGGGGUCUGCCGUCCUCGCCGCUGCGGUCUUGGUGGGAGACGCCGUGAGCUCGCCUCUGGUGGCCCCGGAUACCAGUGGCAGCCGCACGUUGCACUCCAGAGCAGAGACCACCCCAUCGCCUACCAACAACACAGGGAACGGACACCCAGAAUACAUUGCGUAUGCGCUUGUCCCCGUGUUCUUCAUCAUGGGGCUCCUUGGUGUCUUCAUCUGCCACCUGCUGAAGAAGAAAGGGUAUCGCUGCACGACAGAGGCCGAGCAAGAAGUUGAAGAGGAAAAGGUGGAAAAGAUAGAAUUAAAUGACAGUAUAAAUGAGAACAGUGACACUGUUGGGCAGAUUGUCCACUACAUCAUGAAAAAUGAAGCAAAUGCAGAUGUUCUAAAGGCAAUGGUGGCAGAUACCACUCUGGGUGAUGUUGAAAGCCCCUUGACCCCCAGCACCCCUGGCAGCCCACCUGUGAGUCCUGGGCCCCUGUCCCCAGGGGGCACCCCUGGGAAGCACAUCUGCGGUCACCACCUGCACACGGUGGGUGGCGCCGUGGAGCGCGAUGUGUGCCAGCGGUGCAGGCACAAGCGGUGGCACUUCAUAAGACCUACCAACAAGUCUAAGGACAACAGACUACGGCGCCAGGGGGAAGUGACCGUCCUCUCUGUGGGCAGGUUUAGGGUGACAAAAGUGGAGCACAAGUCAAACCAGAAGGAGCGGAGAAGUUUGAUGUCCAUGAGUGGGACUGAGAGUGUCAACGGGGAUCUGCCAGUGACACCUGUGAAAAGAGAACGCAGCGGCACCGAGUAGCAGCCAUGGCUUUCUUUGAAGAAUUCAAAGAGACUGAAAACUUGCAAGAUAUGAAGUUGCCUCGGGAAUAUUUUUAUAUAUUUUAUACAGUUUCUAUGAAGUCAGCAGGCAUGCAGAUAAAAACCUAAAAGGGAAUGGGUUUUUCUAUUUUCUUUCUUUAUUUUUUUUUGGCUAUACUGCUGGCUACAGAAUUCAGUUUGCUUUGAAACAAGUUCUGGUUUAAAAAGUCAAAUGAAAAAUUGUAUUAGUAGAUUCCAGGAAAGGAAAGAAAGAGCUCAGGGGUCAUCUUAUGGUGGCCAUUGGCCAGUGGCCAGUGGCUUGUUCCAGCAGUGGUAAACACACACACACAGCUUCCCCCAGGAUCACUGGGAGGGGUACAGGGGAGCUGUUCACACACAUAUACGCAUGCACACAUGCACACUCGCCCUGGCUGUUACAAAAGAUGGAUUUCCAUGGCAAAAGGUCCUUGGAGAUCCUCUAGUCUCAUGCUGAAAAGCCCAUCUCCUAAGAGAUCAUGGAAUCAGAUGGGACCAGACACUUGACUGGAUUCCUUCAGCUUAAUUAACUCUGGUUACUGCCCAGCUGUUUUGGAGUCACUUACAACAUAUUGAGAAAUUCCUGUUUGUCCUAACUUAGGCUAAGCAACUCUCAUGUAGUCCAGUGAAUAACUGGAGAGAAAUGGUUUCAAGUCACUAAGAAAGCAUUCUCCUUUGACAACCAGAGGCCAAAACAACCCACUUUGGCAAGAUGAGCCGGUGGAGAACUCGGUGUCCUGCCUUCCAUCUUGUGGCCGAAGCUCAGUAUUUCAAAGACUGUUGCUUCUUUCUCUUGAGGCUGGGACAAUCCUUCCAACUCCCCCCCCUCCCUCCCAUUCUUCCUUCCUUUCUUCCCAUUUCCCCCUCCCUGUUUCUCUCUCUCUUCUCGGUCUAUGUCUCCCUAUAUCUCUCUGUUUCCCCUCUGCUUUCCAUGUCUCCAGCUGAAGAGCACAGAAAGCAAAGACAGUAUUUGAGUCUAUCUGGGGUUAGGGCUGAGGGAAAGCUCCAAGACCUGCCUUCUAAGUGCCAGUGCUGUGCCUUGGGUACUUCUUUUAUAUUAAAGAGAAAAGGCACAUUUGUCAUUUGGCUUUCCCAAAAUGACUUUCAUAAAAAUACACUCCGUGGUAUUUACUGUCAUUAUACUUACUUGGUUCUAUUUUUGUCAUCAAACUAAAAAGUUCUAACAUUUUAAAUGAAUGAUACAUUUAAUUUGAUGUGAAUUCUUACUGCCCGCUAGUAAACAACAUGUGUGAAUACAGAGUAGAAGUCAGUAUGGAUGUAAAUUUCAGUGUGGUCCAGAAAGUACCAUGUAGGAAUUUUAGGGGUCUGUGUAAAUAAUAUAUGUUAGAUGUAGGACAGCACUUUUACUU
Messenger RNA from Perognathus longimembris pacificus (Pacific pocket mouse), 2306 nucleotides. RefSeq names its product RELT like 1 (gene Rell1). The coding region runs from base 86 to 901 and encodes 271 amino acids. The record is from RefSeq and is a predicted model, not a curated record. The transcript has 7 exons. Gene Ontology annotation, biological process: positive regulation of p38MAPK cascade. Lineage: Eukaryota; Metazoa; Chordata; Mammalia; Rodentia; Heteromyidae. Gene Ontology annotation, cellular component: plasma membrane.